GUCUAUGUGUGUGUAGCCAACCUGAUUGAUGCUGUCUGGUCAAAAAGAGUAGGACAUUGUUGCCACCGGUAGCAGACCGUUUGUUUCAUCAAUAUGAAAGAGAGGAGGAUGGCUUUGGCAUUUCUCUAGAAGCAGACCUAGGGUGAAUCAACAUGUUUUUUCUACUUGCACACACACAGACAUAAAUAAGACGAUAGAUAGGAGUGAUUAUAAAAUUUGGGCAAAUGUAUUUCCAUUAACUUCGCUAUUGGACCCACAGCUAUGCCACUUCUCUCCUGCUCUAUUGUUUUUCAUAUCAACUUUCUUUCGUUUUCCGUUUUCAUCUCCGUCGCAUAUGGAACUGCGUUAUCAGGUGCACUUUUUUAGAAUGGGGUUUUCCCGCAAAUUGCAUUUUGCCAAAGGUUUAAAAACGGUCUGCUUCCUUACAGGAGUUGCAUGUUCUGUUAAUAUGCAUUACCAUAAUCUAAAUGUGAUUUCUGUCAUUCUGAGCACCGCGGGCGGACGCCCUAUAUGGAUCCGGCAAAUUUCUCAAAUGGCCAGUAGGCUAAAUUAAAAUCUGUUGUUCAGGGCCACAUUUCCUGAACGAAAACCCUGAUUCACACUAGUGCUGUUUUAAAUGUUGCAGAUGGAAAUGUGAUAUAUAGAGCUUACAAUUCUAUCUGACAGUCAUUCCUGUUGUACACAUUUCUAUUUGAAUUUUCUGUAAUGUUGCUCCCUUCUAAAUGAGCCCCUGAGCCAGUAACUCUGUUCCUGUCUUCAUUACAAUUGACAGCACAGACUGAUAGAUACCAUGGUAACAUCAUUAGAAGAAUUGACCUCCAGGACUGGACUGAUACCAUGGUAACAUCAUUAUCAUCAUUAGAAUAAUUAACAUCACAGACUGAACUGAUACCAAGGUAAUACAUACCCGAAGCAUCCAUCACCCUCACACACUGUUGUAUUUAGCCUGCCCUGUGGUACCAUCUCUCUCACAUUCUACAAGGUGUUGAAGUACACCAACAUGAUGUCUUCAACAGGAUGUCCUGAGAUACAUUUAAACAACAGAUACAGUACCAGUCAAACGUUUGGAUACACCUACUCAUUCAGGGGUUUUUCUACAAAGUAAAAUAAUAGUGAAGACAUCAAAACUAUGAAAUAACAAAUAUAGAAUCAUGAAGUAACCAAAAAAGUGUUAAACAAAUCUAAAUAUAUUUUAUAUUUGAGAUUCUUCAAAGUAGCCACCCUUUGCCUUGAUGACAGCUUUGGACACUCUUGGCAUUCUCUCAACCAGCUUCACCUGGAAUGCUUUCCAACAGUCUUUAAUGAGUUCCCACAUAUGCUGAGCACUUGUUGGCUGCUUUUCCUUCACUCUGUGGUCUGACUCUUCCCAAACCAUCUCAAUUGGGUUGAGGUCGGGUGAUUAUGGAGGCCAGGUCAUCUGAUGCAGCACUCCAUCACUCUCUUUCUUGGUCAAAUAGCCCUUACACAGCCUGGAGGUGUGUUGGGUCAUUGCCCUGUUGAAAAACAAAUGAUAGUCCCACUAAGCCCAAACCAGAUCGCUGCAGAAUGCUGUGAUAGCCAUGCUGGUUAAGUGUGCCUUGAAUUCUAAAUAAAUCACUGACAGUGUCACCAGCAAAGCACCCCCACACCAUCACACCUCCUCCUCCAUGCUUCAUUGUGGGAAAUACCGUUCACCCACAACACAUCUCACAAAGACAUGGCAGUUGGAACAAAAAAUCUCAAAUUUGGACUCAUCAGACGAAAGGACAGAGUUUCACCGGUCUAAUGUCCAUUGCUAGUGUUUCUUGGCCCAAGAAAGUCUCUUCUUAUUGGUGUCCUUUAGCAGUGGUUUCUUUACAGCAAUUGACCAUGAAGGCCUGAUUCACAGUCUCCUCUGAACAGUUGAUGUUGAGAUGUGUCUGUUACUUGAACUCUGUGAAGCAUUUAUUUGGGCUGCCAUUUCUGAGGCUGGUAACUCAAAUGAACUUAUCCUCUAGAGUAGAGGUAACUCUGGGUCUUCCUUUCCUGUAGCGGUCCUCAUGACAGCCAGUUUCAUCAUAGAGCUUGAUGGUUUUUGCGAUUGCACUUGAAGAAUCAAAGUUCUUGAAACAUUCCGAAUUGACUGACCUUCAUGUCUUAAAGUAAUGAUGGACUGUCAUUUCUCUUUGCUUAUUUGAGCUGUUCUUGCCAUAAUAUGUACUUAAUAAGUAAGGUUAUCUUCUGGUCAUCUUCUGUAUAGCACCCCUACCACAACUGAUUGGCUCAAAUGCAUUAAGAAGGAAAGAAAUUCUACAAAUUAACUUUUAUCAUAGCACUCCUGUUCAUUGAAAUGCAUUCCAAGUGACUACCUCAUGAAGCUGGUUGAGAGAAACCCUGGCCAAUAUAAAAUACAUUUUGAUUUGUUUAGAAAGAAAAAGAAAAACAAUGGAAUGAGUAGGUGUGUCCAAACUUUUGACUGGUAUUGUACAUUUUCUCAGAAAACUGGAAAAAGACUACUCUCUUUCAUGGAAAUAAAAAGUAUUUUGAGAAGUUUUUUUGGAAUUGUGCACAAAAUGAAAAUUUGGUUUAAUGUUGCGUAGCUUACAGUUUCAGAAUUAAACUCUAAAGAAGGAUAGACUUCUUGAGAAAGGGGAAGAAAUAAACUUAGCAAUGCGUCAACAUUUAAACCACCAUUUAUACCAUAUAACAUUUAUACCGAAAACUAGUCAAAACAAAAUAUAGAUCAGUUAGAAGCCACUUUCAGUUAACAGUCCGCUAUUUAAUGUGUCUUAGUUGGAAGGCAGGGAAGGAAAUACACAGGAAGUUAGAAGUGAGAAAUAAGAGUGUUUGACAGUUCUCAGCUUGUACAACAAUAUUUUUUAGACAUUCAGUAAAACUCUUCCCUUCUCUUAACCACAGGCAUACAGUUCUGUUUUCACGCAUUAUCUGGUAUCUUCACACCUUGCAAAGGCAUGACAACACUGUCACUUCACUCUGCACCAUUGUUUCUGGUAAACAAUAUUAGCUAUAAGAGUAAGCAAACUACUGCUCUCUAGUCAUGCAUAGUAUCAGGAUUAUAUCAUGUUAUAUGUGGAGAACAUGCUCGUUCAGUGAGAUGAUAUGAAUGUGACAUGGUGGGUGGAUUUGGCACCACCAUUUUAGGACGUGUUACACAAUUAAGUGCAAUGCUCUCAUCAAGUAUAUUAGUUACUCAGAGUAAGAAAUCGGUGGUAAGACUAAAUACGGUAAUUAUAGAUGACAGCGCUUACUCUUACUCAGGCUGUGUGUGUUACUUCUAUACACAUGAACUCAUAGGGGAAAGUGGAUGGAAUGACGAGGGAGGGGAGAAGAGGGGGGUGAUGAGGAGGAGGGGGUGUGGCUUGAAUUAGAAGCUUUCACUCUUCACAACUCUUUCACAAGCUGUCACAGGAUGUCUCCGAGUGUGUGUCAGGGGGCAACAGAACAGAGUGUGUGUGUCUGUGACAGAGAGAGAGCACCCAGGUGUGUGUAUUUAACGUAAGGAGGAGGAAGAGAGAAGUUCGGAUCUAUCGUUUGGAGAUAAAUGUUACUCACUGUGGAAAAGAAGAGUAUUAAAACUAAUUUCAGCCAGGGUUUCACCCUGCCAGAGCAACAAUGACGUCAAAUGUGAAGCUGAGAAAAGUGGGUGUUCUAGACUAUGACACACAAAUCAAAGAGGUGCGUUGUCAGUUGUUGGACCAGUUGAAGGUGUUGGACCUGCAAUUGGAGCAGAAAUCUCAGCAGCUUCAGGACCUGACAGACUACCUGCGAAGACGCAGUGAGAUAGAAGGGGAGUAUGCACGCUCGCUUGACAAAUUGUCUGAGAGGUUCACCUCCAAAAUCAAAAGGAAGGAGCCCUGUAGUGGCCAGUCUGUGGCCCAGUGUUGGCUGGUGCUCUUGGCUCAGACCAGACAGGAGAGCAGAGACCACAGUGGUCUGAGUGAAAUCUGUAGGACCACCCUAACCGAGCCCCUUACUCACUGUCUGGACAUCACACAGCGCCUGGCCAAGAGGAGUAAAGAUGUCUGUACCCAGUUACAGGAUGGUCUACUGAAAGUCACCACAGAGCUACAGACAGCAUGGAGGACCUACUACCAGUACCAUUCAGAUUAUGUGUCUGCAGAGGGAAAGCUGAAGGAAGCAGAGAAACAGAAACAAGGCGCUUCUAAGAAGAUAGAGAAAAGACAGUGUAAAGUGCAGGAGAUUCAGCUGAAGUGCACCAAGGCUCGAAACGACUACCUCCUCAACCUAGCUGCAGCCAACGCUUCCAUGAACAAGUACUAUCUCCAGGACAUCUCCUCACUCAUAGAUUGUUCAGAUGUGGGCUACCACCUGUCUCUGUCCCGUGUGCUGUUGGCCUACCUGUCCAGCCGGUCCUGGGAUCAGCAGAACUUGAGUGUAGGGCUGCAGCAGCUCCAAAGUGCUGUGUCUGGACUGGACCAGAGUCAGGACAGAGACAACCUGCUACAGACACACACCAACAGCUUCUGUCUGCCCCUCCGCUUCCACUUCCAGCCACACGACGGAGACCAGGUGUUUGAGGUGAGUGCAGAGCAGGAGAUUAGGGGUGAGAUGGAGACCAGGUUCCAACAGCUACAAUCUAAACUCACCGGGUUCAAACAGGAAACGGAGGAGGCAGAUAAGACUCUACGGGCGGCCCGCGUUACCCUGCUGGAAGGUAUCAGCGAUGAUGACCUAGAUCCUCCACCCUCCAGCAGCCAGACCCAGGGCUCCCAGGUCCAUCUUCAGUCCCCGUCUCAGAGCCAAGGUCAGGGGGGAAGCAAUGAAAGCCUGGCCAGCAGCAGUGGCAGACCUAGUCUGGCCAGACGCAGAGCCAACCUGCAGGAGACUGAGAUCCUCUACUGUACUAAAGUGAAGGAGUAUCUCUGUAAAAGCUCUCUGGUGUCCAAACUACAGGCUAAACAUGAUCUGCUUAAAGUGGCUGUAGAGAAAGCUGAAGCAACCAAUGGUCAUCAAGCCAGGUCAAGUUACAUUCCUCUUGGGAACUCCAGGAAGUCUGUUCGUGCGAGGAUGGAGGGUCAACCUAUAAUCCAGUUCACCCACAAACUCUUCACUGGAGACAUGCUCUCGUUCAUAAAGGCAUCGGGCCAAGAGAUCCCAGUGGUUGUGGAAAGCUGCAUUCGCUUCAUCAACCUCAAUGGUCUCCACCAUGAGGGUAUCUUCAGAGUACCAGGGUCUCAGGCCGAGGUCAACAGUCUGAGAGAUGCGUUUGAGAGAGGAGAGGACCCCCUGGCAGACAGCAGGUGUGACAUGGACUUAGUUGCAGGAGUACUGAAGCUCUACUUCAGAACCCUGGAGAACCCUCUCUUUCCUCAGGACAGCACCAGUCAGCUCCUGGAGUACGCAGAGAUUGAUAACGAGACAGAGAGAGCAGCUCAACUCAAAUCGGUCAUCUCCUCCUAUCCUCCACCUGUCAUCAUCGUCAUGAGAUACCUCUUUGCAUUCCUCCAUCAUGUAUCCCAGUACAGCGAUGAGAACAUGAUGCAGCCCUAUAACUUAGCCGUGUGCUUCGGCCCCAGUCUGGUGCGAGGGUUGCAGGAUGAGGAUGUUGUUACUCUGCAGCCUCAGAUCAACUCUCUGGUGAAGGGCCUCAUUUUGCAGCACGAGAGCAUCUUCCCCAGCCCGACCGAGCUACAGGGACCGGUGUAUGAGAAAUGCAUGACGCUGGAGCAAGACGACUGUGAGGAGGGAGAAGGGGAUUCAGAAAUCCUCAGUAAAGAGUCCGAGUCAAAGGGAGAGCGAUCUCGAUCCAAUAGCAGCUGCAGUUCCAGACCAUCCCCAGCAGGAGGGAGUGUGUCCCUUGGAGAAAACUUCACCAUACAGAUCCCCAUGGCAGGCCCCGCCUUACACGGCAGGCCCCGCUCCCCCCGCUACAUACGCAAAGAAGUCCAGGACCUGUCAUCCAGUGAAGAUAUAACAGUUCAGGUUGACAAGGAGGUCUGCCACCAGAUGAGCUCUGUCUUCAAGGAGCUUAUCGCUCGACAAUCAUUCCCUCCUCCAUCCUCCUCCACCCCCCCGGUCACCUCGUCCCGCUCUUCCAAACCUCCUCCAGAGCAGAAGAAAGGAGGGGUCGGGCGCAGAAGGGAAAGACCUGUUUAGAUCUGACCAACUGGACUGGUAAAAAGAGAGAGGGGACCAGAAAGAAUUAAUGGCUCGAUGGAUGAAUAAAUGAAUGAGAGGGAAUGAAAGGAAGGAGAGAGACGAAAGAGUCAAGAGACUUAGACAAGAUGACACAGUGUAGGAUGACAGGUUGUGACAGCAGCCUUUGACAGUGGGAUUACAGAUGGCUGGGUUACAGGAACCGCAGUCAGUUCACUGUACUGUAUGAGUCUGCUCAGACAGCAGCCUUCAUUGUGAAGCCUGUGAGUGGACAGUCACAGACAAAAGGGUUUGACUCCUACUGUGAAGCCUUUUGUUAGUGUGUUUGAUACAACACACCCCAAUGACCCCCAAUCUGAUUUUCACUGUAGGGCUGCGUCCCCAUUCUCCACACUUUUCCCAAAGUGUGCACUUGCACAGUCCCCGCCAUGGAACUGAAAAGCAUUGGAUUGUAAGCUUUAAGGGGAUUCUUGCUAUUGCAAGUGGACAGACAGGUUUUGAUUUCCACUGUGAAGCCUUUUUUUUGGUUAGCCUGAUCCCAGAUCUGUAUGUGGGACCAGGCUGUGUUUGAUAGAACCACAGUGACACACUCCAGUGACCCCAGUGACUUUCAAUGCUACACAGUCAAUGGCAGAUUGAGUUGGUAUAUCAAAACUUAUUUUGUACACUAUUAUCAGUGCUGUUUGUAUUCUAUGCUCUUGUGGUUAUGGGCCUAUGGAGGCCCUCUAUGCCCAAUGUGUGCAAUGCCAACACCAAGACAAGCGCUCACUAUCUGAUUUGGUCAGUUCACGGUUCAUGUUUGGGUAGGCCUAUAAUUACGAACGUUCAACGGCCAUAUGGUCUUUAUCAUAGAGAUCCUAUAAGACAUAUGUUCUAUCAACUUUUAUCAGAUGAAAUGUCCAUUUUUAACCUGUACCAGCAAGAUCUCCUGUCUGUGAGUCAUUGAGCUACUGAUAACGAUGAACUUUUAAAUGUUGUAUUGCUAUUUUUAUAUCGUUUUCUGGAUCUGAUGAUUGUUUGAAUAAAUGUUUGUUGAAUUUGUUCAGAAUA
Messenger RNA from Oncorhynchus kisutch (coho salmon), 7146 nucleotides. Its product is annotated as SLIT-ROBO Rho GTPase-activating protein 3. Bases 3592 to 6096 code for a protein of 834 amino acids. The transcript has 22 exons. The record is from RefSeq and is a predicted model, not a curated record. Gene Ontology annotation, biological process: signal transduction. NCBI's taxonomy places the organism in Eukaryota, Metazoa, Chordata, Actinopteri, Salmoniformes, Salmonidae.